AACCAAGCUACGCGCAAUUUGUGCAUAUGGGCGGCACACCUGAUGAAGUUGCCAUGAAGGUGGUGCAAACUCAGAAAGAAGACAACGCCUUCUACGUGUGCGACCUGCGUGAACUGAAGAACAGAGUGCGCCUCUGGCGGCAGCAACUGCCCCGCGUUAUUCCUUAUUUCGCAAUUAAGGUUUGCACAGAUCCCGUCGUCGUGCAGACUCUGGCCUGCGAAGGAGUGAACUUCGAUUGUUCAAAUAAGUGGGAAAUCGAGGCGGUUGUCAACACUGGUAUCGACCCUUCUCGUGUAAUUUACGCCAACCCAGCCAAGCAGUCAUCGCAUCUUGAGUUCGCCAAAAACACUGGGGUAACAAUGAUGACCUUCGACUGCGCCGAAGAACUGGAGAAGAUUUCGGACAAGAACUCCAGGCUACUGUUAAGGGUUAAAGCUCAAGGAGGAGUAAUCGAAGGGAAGAUGGCGGCAAAGUAUGGAUGUUCGUCGGACGAAGCCGCGCCUUUACUCCUCACAGCCAGAAAUUUGGGCCAUUCUGUUGUUGGCGUUGCAUUUCACGUUGGUGCGAUUCAUUACAAUCCGGAAACUUUCGCGCACGCAAUCGCUCAAGCUCGAGAAGUUUUUGACGUUGCUAAGAAAUUUGGAAUCGAGAUGAAUGUGCUUGAUAUCGGCGGAGGAUUUCCGGGUGGCAUCCGGAAGCGAGAAUCCUUCGAGGAGGUAUGCCGGGCCGUGAGGUGCGCGCUAGACUUGCACUUUCCCGAGUCAAGCGGCAUAAGGGUCAUAGCUGAACCAGGCCAGUACAUGGUGACGGCGCCCUACACUCUGGUGGCCAAAGUGGUUGCCAAACGGACUCGGCAAACUAGCAUCCAUGGUAUCCUUUGUCGUCACCAUGAUGUCUACCUGAACGCAAGUAAGGAGAACUGCAUUCCACGAGAAAUGUACCCCUUCCUGGACAUCGGUUACCAGCCGCUCGGCCCGCCCUACGACCGUCCGCGCACACACUUGACGACGUUGUGGGGAGCCACGUGUCACCCUCUGGACGUACUCGAGGAGAGCGUGCCCUUCUUCGAGGUCUCCGUCGACGAGUGGCUGGUGGUGGACAACGUGGGUGCCUACGGAAUGGUCAAGGCGAGUGGCUUCAACGGUACCGGCUUCCCACCGGUUCACUACAUAACCUCUGCGGAGGACGCACCACGCGUCGCCCAUAUUCUCGAAGCCUCUCCGUUCUCGCCCGGCUACAGUCAGCCUAUGCAGGCUGCGAAAGAAACCUGCUGUUCGGGAAUCGACCCGAACUUAGGCAGCCAUGCGUCGUGAGAACACGACACUUCCUCUUACGUAUUUCAUCUUAGCUCUUCCCCUACCCCAGGGCAGGGUAGCAUACCAGAUACUAGCAUCUAGUUAACCUCCGUGCCUUCCUCUUCUCUCACUUGUCAAGAGUAUAAUCAAUCAAAAUGACAAUCUACUUCAAAA
Molecule: messenger RNA, 1469 nt
Organism: Rhipicephalus sanguineus (brown dog tick)
Lineage: Eukaryota; Metazoa; Arthropoda; Arachnida; Ixodida; Ixodidae
Product: ornithine decarboxylase
Exons: 9
Coding region: 27-1313 (428 amino acids)
Cellular component (GO): cytoplasm
Molecular function (GO): ornithine decarboxylase activity
Source: RefSeq, a predicted model, not a curated record